Molecule: messenger RNA, 2077 nt
Organism: Suillus clintonianus
Lineage: Eukaryota; Fungi; Basidiomycota; Agaricomycetes; Boletales; Suillaceae
Product: cytochrome P450
Exons: 13
Coding region: 283-1848 (521 amino acids)
Molecular function (GO): monooxygenase activity; iron ion binding; oxidoreductase activity, acting on paired donors, with incorporation or reduction of molecular oxygen
Source: RefSeq, a predicted model, not a curated record
GUGUAGGGAGUGCGUGGAGAGAGCAUUUAGUCUGCCGGAAGAGUUGCUCUCCAACAAUGCUCGUACUUAAGUCUUUGGGAGACUUUGGGUCGCGAAAUCCUUUGGGAAUCGAGACGUGGCACCAUUAUAAUGAAAUAUACUGGCCAAACGAAUCGCAAACCCCAUUCAGGUGACCGUCCCAUGCCACCAAUCACUUCAUAUCCGGGUACGCGCCAAGUUGCCAGCGCACCAGUCAGCAUCGAGCGCUUAAAACGCCGUCCAUCACUUUAAUUCUACUGUGACAUGAUGAUUCCCCUCCAAUCCUUCUUUUUGCUCAUCCUGCAAAAACCACUUGACCUGCACAUCUCUGACAACACGCAGCUCCUCCUCAGUGCUACGGCUUGUCUUGGUAUCAUAGGAGUAAUUUUUCAGGCCUACCGUCUUAAAUCAGAGAGGAACCUCCCUCUCCCCCCUUCCCCUCCCACUUGGAGACUUGGUGGGCACUUGUUGCCACCUCGCAAACCAUUUCUCACUGUAGCGGAAUGGAUUGACGAGUACGGUCCUCUGAUCACCAUUCGAUCAAAAUUUCAGAAUAUCGUUAUUAUAGGCCGUUACAAAGCCGCCGUGGAUAUCAUGGAGACUCAGGGCAAAAUUCUAGCCGAUCGUCCUCCCAUGAUUUCUGGAGAAAUAUUUACUGGCGGAAUGAGCAUCGCGUUGGCACCCUGGGGGGACAGGUUUCGUCGGAUGCGUAGGGCACUUCAUUCGCAUCUCCAGCCUAAAGCAGCUGAGGCCUAUCAGCCCCUGCUGAUGUUACACGGGAAAAACAUAGUUCUUGGCAUUCUCGAUGAUCCACACAACCUCCAGAACCAUGUUGUAGCUUAUGCUGCGACGACAAUUAUGAAAAUUGCAUACGGGAAGAAUAAGCCCACGUCUGCGACUGAUCCUGAAGUUGUUGAGAUGCAUCAAAUUGUCGAGAUGAGUGCAGUCCUGCGCCCUGGCGCUCACAUGGUGGAUUUGAUCCCGUGGCUCAAAUACCUUCCUUGGUAUGGCCGGGACUUGAAGCUGGGGUUUAAGAAGCUCAAGCAACUCAACAUUGGUCAGCUGAACCGCGUGAAAGAGCAAAUGCAAAACAAUGAGGACACCGGCCCUUCGUUCACGAAAUACAUGCUAGAAAAUAGCCAUCUCUAUGGUUUGACAGAGACUGAGAUGGCCUUUCUUGCUGGUGCCUUUUUUGGGGGUGGAACACAGACGACUUCUCUGGCGAUAUGCACGGUGCUUAUGGCAGCUGCAUGUUUCCCCGAGGAGCAAGCUAAAGUUCACGCCGAGCUCGAUGCGGUCAUUGGAAGGCACCGAGCGCCAACCUUCGCCGACCAAGGAUCGCUUCCUCGCCUGCAAGCAUUCAUCUCUGAGACCUUGAGAUGGAGGCCCGGGGUUUCUAGUUCAUUGUCUCACCGAACAACCCAAGACGUGAUUUGGGAAAACUAUUGCAUUCCAGCUGGGACCACGGUGCUCGGCCACCUUUGGCCCAUCUCUCGAGAUCCAGACGUCUAUCCGGAGCCUGACGCGUUCAAGCCCCAGCGCUGGCUCGAUGACCAAGGUAGCUUGAGAGACGACAUAAAAUUCUUUGUCUACGGGUUUGGUCGGCGCGUAUGUCCCGGUCAAUAUGUAGCGGACAGAUCGGUGUUCAUAAGCGCCCUCCUUAUUCUUUGGGCCUUCCGUCUCACUCGGGAUCCUACGAAACCAUUAGAUGACAUGGGGUUCAUGAACGGGUCGAUGCCAAGUGACCCGCUGUGUGCAUUUGAGUUUGAGACGAGGAUUCCAGAAAUGGAACUCAGGUGCAUGAUGCAGCAACAUCCUGAGAAGCUUUGAUGCCUGGAUGGGUCAGGGAGAGAGCGAAGAAACAGUUUUCAAUGAAUCCUCAAUAUUAGGACAUCUCUCCAGGACUUGCGCUACGUUUUAAUUUCGCCUGAAUCGAUUCUGAAUUGUGCAUUGUGUAGUCACUGCUUCCAUGUCCCCCGUUCUAUCGUAGACUCGUGCCCAGUUACCUAUGAGGCAAGCAUGCUUCAUCAUCCCUACCAUUGUCGUGCCCAUGCUAACU